Molecule: messenger RNA, 1578 nt
Organism: Rangifer tarandus platyrhynchus (Svalbard reindeer)
Lineage: Eukaryota; Metazoa; Chordata; Mammalia; Artiodactyla; Cervidae
Source: the annotation of a GenBank genome assembly
AUGGAACUGGGCCCGGAGCCCCCGCACCGCCGCCGCCUGCUCUUCGCCUGCAGCCCCCCGCCCGCACCGCAGCCCGUCGUGAAGGCGCUGUUCGGCACGCCAGCCGCCGGGGGCCUGUCGCCUGUCACCAACCUGACGGUCACCAUGGACCAGCUGCAGGGACUGGGCAGUGAGUAUGAACAACCCAUGGAGGUGAAAAACAGCAGUCUGCAGAGAAUGGGCUCCUCCGAAUCAACUGAUUCAGGCUUCUGUCUGGAUUCUCCUGGGCCCUUGGAUAGUAAAGAAAACCUUGAAAAUCCCACGAGGAGAAUAAAUCCCCUACCUCAGAAGCUCUUGGGUUGUAGCCCAGCUCUGAAGAGGAGCCAUUCUGAUUCUCUUGACCAUGAUGUCUUUCAGCUGAUUGACCAGGAUGAGAACAAGGAAAAUGAAGUUUUUGAGUUUAAGAAGCCAAUAAGACCUGCGUCUCGAGGCUGCCUACACGUUCACGGACUGGAGGAGGGUAAAGAUCUCUUCACACAGAGGCAGAACUCCGCCCCAGCUCGGAUGCUUUCCUCAAAUGAAAGAGAUGGCAGCGAACCAGGGAAUUCCAUUCCUUUUAUGCCCCAGUCACCUGUGACUCCCACUUUGUCUGAUGAGGAUGAUGGCUUCAUGGAUCUUCUUGAUGGAGACAAUUUGAAGAAUGAUGAAGAGACACCGUCCUGCAUGGCCAGCCUCUGGACAGCUCCCCUUGUCAUGAGAAGAACUACGAACCUAGGCAAUCGCUGCAAGCUGUUUGACUCCCCUUCCGCGUCGUGUAGCUCUACCAUCCGGUCAAUGUUGAAAAGACCAGACCGAUCACUAGAGGAGUCCCCAGGUGGAAACAGGAAGCGGAGGAAAAGCGUGGCUGGGGCCAGUCCGGAAGAGGCAGCUAGUCCAGAGAAGCCCCAGGAGAUUCUACAUCAUCAGUCUUUAUCCCUAGCAUCUUCCCCAAAAGGGACCAUUGAGAACAUUUUGGAUAAUGACCCACGGGACCUUAUAGGAGACUUCUCCAAGGGUUACCUCUUUCAUACCGUUGCUGGGAAGCAUCAGGAUUUAAAAUACAUCUCUCCAGAAAUUAUUGCAUCUGUUUUGAAUGGCAAGUUUGCCAACCUCAUUAAAGAGUUUGUCAUCAUCGACUGCCGAUACCCAUAUGAAUAUGAGGGAGGCCACAUCAAGGGUGCAGUGAACUUGCACAUGGAAGAGGAGGUUGAAGAGUUCUUACUCAAGAAGCCCAUUGUACCUACGGAUGGCAAACGUGUUAUCGUGGUGUUCCACUGCGAGUUUUCUUCUGAGCGAGGCCCUCGCAUGUGCCGAUACGUGAGAGAGAGGGAUCGGCUUGGUAACGAGUACCCCAAACUCCACUACCCAGAGCUGUAUGUCCUGAAGGGCGGAUACAAGGAGUUCUUCCUGAAAUGCCAGUCUCACUGCGAGCCCCCCAGCUACCGGCCCAUGCACCACGAGGACUUUAAAGAAGACCUGAAGAAAUUCCGCACCAAGAGCCGGACCUGGGCCGGGGAGAAGAGCAAGAGGGAGAUGUACAGCCGCCUGAAGAAGCUCUGA